UUUUGACAUUAUUUUUGGCGUUCAAAACAUUUUCUGUGUUUACUUUUUAUAAAAACGCGUUAAAAACCUGCUGAAAUUUAUUAACAUUCAGAUAUGGAAGAGGAUAUAUCAGAUGCCCUCUACGGUGAUCUCGGUGACUUCGAAUUUAAUGAGCAACUGAAAGAGCAAUGUCAGAAGAUUGAACAUUUGACGGAUCAGCUAAACCAGUCCUUGCACACCAUAACUGAUCUUCAAACUCAAAUGAACACUUUAAAGAAGGACCAUCAAGUAUUGCAGCAAAAUGCUUCGAGUCUCUGGCUAACAGCCCAAGUAGAAUUAAAGCGAAAAGAUCUAAACAUCAGUCAGUUGAAGCAACAAAUCGAUAAUCGAAUCUUUCGACGGCGAGGUGCCUUAACCAAUCGCGCUCAAUCGGAUCCGCAAGAACCAGUUGAUCCGAUGUUUUCUAACCACAAUGCCACCACGAUUUCGAAUCAAUUGCAGCAUCAGCCGGUUGGCGACUUGAGCCAAUUUCGCAUUCCCAAGAAGAAUCCAUUCGCGAGACAUAAAGUCGAUAUAGACCGUCAAAAUCACAUUACCGCACGCAAUGGCGUGGAAAAUGGGCAUGAGGAGCCGAAACGUCACAUACCAAAAAAGAAUCCCGACCCACAAGCGCGUUGUCAUGAUCCUGAUUCCGUCACCACAUGCAAUGCAAUGGAAACUGAGCACGAACAUAAUGAGCCGGGUCGUCACUUGCCGAAAACCAAUAUACAGACACGACGUCAGGAUGUCGAGAACGGAACACAGAAUAAGCAAACCAACCAAGAGAAGGACCGAUUUAAGGAUCGACGAGACGAUCACAUCUCCGCAUGCAAUGGAACGGGAAGUGAACAUGAUGAGGUGAGACAUCACUUGCCAAAAAAGAAUCCACACGCACGACGUCAUGAUGUUGACUACGAGACACAGAAGAAACCGACCAAUGAAGAUAAGGACAAGUUUAACGGUCAAAGAGACGAGCACAAGGGACAAGGCCAUGACGAUAAGGAGAGAAGUAAGGAUCGAAGACACAAACGAAGGCAUAGCCCUGGCUCGCAUACCUCAAGAGACCAUCGAGAUGACAAGAAAUCGCAUUCAAGAGACCGUAAACGCGACAGCAGUAGAAAUAAUCGAAAACGAUCACGUGGAAGCUCAAGUGAUGAACUGGACAGACACCCGAAACGACAUUCCGAGUCGACAACGCACCGACACCGACCUAAAUCGCGACCAGAGCGCGUCGAAGAAAAAGUGAAAAAGACAAAGAGUCCAAGAAAAGGCCACUCGCAACACGGGAGUGGCGGCCAUAGAAUUGAUGAACGUAAAUCGGGAAAGGACUCUGUUAGCAGUCUGAAGGAGAAAGAUUUGGAAGCUAUGCUGGAAGCUCAAAAGAAAAUCCUCGACAAGAUCGACAGCACGGAUGUUGGACAAGAGCAUGUGCAAAAUGGACAAUCAACCCAGGAACGUCGUAAACGAAACGGUUCACAUACUGGUGAUCGUAGAGUGAAGACGCCACACGAGGAUGGUGGUAAAGAUUCAAACAGUUCCAGCGAUGGAAAUACUGAAUUAAAGAGAUCCACCGAUGCGAGCGUUGAAGUAAUUGCUGAAUCCGAAAACACUGUUGAAGUGUUACCAACAAACAUCGCAAUCGAUCAGCAAAAUUCAGAUGUGGUCGAUGUUAGUCGUGAAACGGUUGAAGAGUUGCCAGUGAUGUCGGAGAAUUUGAGCCAAGAACUACGAGUAAUGGAGGAUGCAGCGUCUACUAACAACCUGAACCUAGAUUCCCCUUUCAGAGUAGUGAAAGCACCAUCGGAAUCGAUAGAUCAAAAUGUGGCCGAAGACGGUGUGCCAAAGAACGCGACGAAGUCGUCGACACUGGAAUCGAUACACGAAAAUUCCGACGGAGAUGAUGCACCACAGGCCGCGUCAGCAUCUUCGGAAGUGACGGAAGGAAAUUCCGAAGGAGAUAACGAAACAAAAUCAGCACCUGCGGAAGUGAUGAAAGAAAAAGAUGUCGCGGAGGAUCUACAGAUGGAGAUGUCAAGAUCAACAUCUUUGGAAGUGAUAAAAGAAAAUGUCGACGGAGAGGACAUGUCAAAAAAGAAGUCCAAAUCAACGGCAUCGAAACCGAUCAGCAAAAAAGGCAGCGAAGAUGAUGUACCAAUGGCAGUGAUAACAUCAACGCCAUCGAAAUUGGUAAAAGAAAAAGUCCACAGAGAGGAUGCACCAAAAGAGGUGUCAGAAUCGGCACAACUUCUAAACGAUGACAAUUCAAACAUGGACAUUGAUUACGAGCUGAUGGAGCAUAGGCCCGUUGAAAAUCAAACGAUUUUGCCGUGCAAAGAGACUGACCGCAGAAUGUCGGAGGAAAAACCAACGAAAACGAUGAGUCCGACUGCCAGUAAAGAUGUAACUUGCAACGAAACCAUUGAUGAAUCGUUUCUCUCGAUGGAAGUUGCUGUUCGAAAGGGCAAUUGCGCAAGUGAAUCUACGCUAAACAGUUCCGCGGAACGUCAUACACUAUCGAAAAGCAAAGAAUAUACCGUAGAGGAUGCUGGCUACGAAAUUCGAAUCUUUUUAACUAAGAAACGGAAGAAGGGCAAGACCGCUAAAGUUACCUCCUGACCAUUUACUGUUUUUAAUUCGUUGUUGCCUUUUGUCGGCGCAUGUUAGUGUUUCCGAAUAAAAAAGUGGAUUUGAAGGGAA
Molecule: messenger RNA, 2715 nt
Organism: Bradysia coprophila
Lineage: Eukaryota; Metazoa; Arthropoda; Insecta; Diptera; Sciaridae
Source: RefSeq, a predicted model, not a curated record